This is a messenger RNA of Perognathus longimembris pacificus (Pacific pocket mouse), 3247 nucleotides long. RefSeq names its product cadherin 3 (gene Cdh3). Bases 29 to 2515 code for a protein of 828 amino acids. Gene Ontology annotation, cellular component: catenin complex; adherens junction; cytoplasm. Gene Ontology annotation, molecular function: cadherin binding; calcium ion binding. Lineage: Eukaryota; Metazoa; Chordata; Mammalia; Rodentia; Heteromyidae. The record is from RefSeq and is a predicted model, not a curated record. Gene Ontology annotation, biological process: multicellular organism development; cell-cell junction assembly; calcium-dependent cell-cell adhesion. The transcript is spliced from 16 exons.
UUCCUCGCCCCUCGCUCGCCCAGCACCCAUGGGGCUCCUCCGAAGGCGCCUCGCGCCCCUCCUCCUCCUCUUCCAGGCACAGGUUUGCUGGCCUCGGUGCGCAGCCUCCGAGCCGUGCCCGCCGAGUAUCGGGGCGGCUGAAGUGACCUUGGAGGCGGCCAGCACCGAGCUGCAGCCCGGCCCGGCGCUGGGGCCAGCAGCAUUUACCGGCUCUCCUGGGCAACAGGGGCCCCUGCUCGGCAUUGCUAAUGACGACUUCAGUGUCCUGGCCCGGGAAACUGCCCAGGAAAGGAAGGAAGCAGAGGUCUCCCCAUUAAAACGGAUCUUACGAAGACGCAAGCGAGAGUGGGUGGUGCCACCUAUAUCUGUUCCUGAGAAUGGCAAGGGCCCUUUCCCCCAGAGGCUGAAUCAGCUCAAGUCUAAUAAGGACAGAGGCACCAAGAUUUUCUAUAGCAUCACAGGGCCUGGAGCAGACAGCCCCCCUGAGGGCAUCUUCUCCAUAGAGAAGGAGACAGGCUGGCUGCUGCUGAACAAACCACUGGACCGGGAGAUGAUCGCCAAGUAUGAGCUCUUCGGCCAUGCCGUGUCGGAGAAUGGGGCCUCAGUGGAGGAUCCCAUGAACAUAUCGGUCAUCGUGACAGACCAGAACGACCACAAACCCAAGUUCACCCAGGAUGUCUUCAGAGGGAGUGUCUUGGAGGGGGUGCUGCCUGGAACUUCUGUGAUGCAGGUGACAGCCACGGACGAGGAUGACGCCAUCAACACGUACAACGGCGUGAUUGCCUACACCAUCCACAGCCAGGAACCCAAGGACCCGCAUGACCUCAUGUUCACUGUCCACCGCAGCACCGGCACUAUCAGUGUCAUCUCCAGUGGCCUGGACCGGGAGAAAAUCCCUGAGUACACGCUAACCAUCCACGCUACAGACCUGGACGGGGACGGGUCCUCUGCCACAGCAGUGGCCAUCAUAGAGAUUCUUGAUGCCAAUGACAACGCUCCCAUGUUUAAGCCCCAGAAGUACGAGGCCCGAGUGCCUGAGAACAAAGUAGGCCAGGAGGUGCAGAGGCUGACGGUGACCGACCUGGAUGCCCCCAGCUCUCCAGCGUGGCGGGCCUCCUACCGCAUCGUGGGGGGUGACGCCGCAGACCAUUUCACCAUCACCACGCACCCCGAGAGCAACCAGGGCAUCCUGACCACCAGAAAGGGCUUGGACUUUGAGGCCCAGAACCAGCACACCUUGUACAUCGAAGUGACCAACGAGGCACCCUUCAUGGUGAUGCUCCCCACCUCCACAGCCACCGUUGUGGUCUACGUGGAAGAUGUGAAUGAGGCCCCCGUGUUUGUCCCGCCUACCAAAGUCAUUGAGGCCCAGGAGGGCAUCUCCGUCGGGGAGACUGUCUGUGUCUACACUGCACAAGACCCUGACAAGGAGGGUCAGCAGAUCAGCUACCACAUCCUGAGAGACCCCGCAGAGUGGCUGGCCGUGGACCCAGACAGCGGACAGGUCACUGCCGCAGGCACAUUAGACCGAGAAGAUGAGCGGUUUGUAAAGAACAACGUCUAUGAAGUCAUGGUCUUGGCCACGGACAAUGGGAGCCCACCUGCUACUGGCACGGGGACCCUCCUACUGACACUUACGGACAUCAACGACCAUGGCCCGCUCCCCGAACCCCGUCAGAUCACCAUCUGCAACCAAAGCCCGGUGCCUCAAGUGCUGAACAUCACAGACAAGGACCUGUCACCCCACUCCUCCCCUUUCCAGGCUCAGCUCAUGCACGACUCAGACAUCCACUGGAUGGCAGAGGUCAAUGAAAAAGGAGACACGGUGGCCUUGUCCCUGAAGAAGUUCCUGAAGCAAGACGAGUAUGAUGUGUACCUCUCUCUCUCUGACCUCGGCAAUAAGGAACAGCUGACAGUGAUCAGGGCCACUGUGUGUGACUGCCAGGGCCACGUGGAAGCCUGUCCGGAGCCCUGGAAGGGCAGUUUCGUCUUCCCUAUCCUGGGGGCUAUCCUGGCCCUGCUGUUCCUUCUGCUGGUUCUCCUCCUACUGGUGAGAAGGAAGCGGAAGGUCAAAGAGCCCCUCCUGCUUCCGGAAGAUGACACGCGCGACAAUGUCUUCUACUACGGCGAGGAGGGUGGUGGCGAGGAGGACCAGGACUAUGACAUCACUCAGCUGCACCGGGGGCUGGAGGCCAGGCCUGAGGUAGCCCUUCGUAACGACGUGGCGCCCACCUUCAUCCCCACGCCCAUGUACCGCCCCCGGCCCGCCAAUCCUGAUGAGAUCAGCAACUUCAUCACUGAGAACCUGAAGUUGGCCAACACGGACCCCACGGCCCCACCCUACGACUCCCUGCUGGUGUUCGACUACGAGGGCAGUGGCUCGGACGCCGCGUCGCUCAGCUCCCUCACGUCCUCCGCCUCCGACCUGGACCAGGACUACGACUACCUGAGCGAGUGGGGCAGCCGCUUCAAGAAGCUGGCCGACAUGUACGGCGGCGGCGACGACGAGGACUAAGCCGGCCCCACGGGCCCAGGGACUGGACAUCUGGCCACAGCAGCUUCUCCCAGGGGUGUCGGUUCCCCUCCAGCCCCCCACCCCCAUGGAGGAAUUGGGGGGGCCACUCAGCAGCCUGGAGGGCAGAGGCUACAAGGCGGGGUGCUCGGGGCUGGGUUCUAGGCCUUUCUCCUUGGAAAACGUGGAUACCUUCAACACCCACCACCUCUAGCCCUCGGUCCAAGUCGUCACAGGGGCUGAACUUCCAGAAGUUUCCCACCUGCCAUAAAAUGCUCAGCACAGGCUCAGGCUGAGGCCCCGGCCUGCUCCCACGCCCCCUGUGGCAUUUCCCUUGAAAAUGGACCCUUCUCUUUGGAGAGAGGCCUAUUACUAAAACUGCUCCCAUUUGUGUGGGUUUUGUUUUUGUUGUUUUUUUAUACUAAGAGUUCCAGGCGGGUCCCUGGUGUCCCUUGGGUCUCCUGUGUCACCCCCCCCCCCCCCCCGAAGCGCAGUGGGCCUCGGAGGCCAGCGCUGGUCCUCCGCCUCUGCGCUCCCGGCCCCAAGACCUCGCAUGCGGCUGCGUCACUGUAUUUCUACUCUGUAUAUGUCUAGAUUUGUUCUGUGUGUUUUUGUUAUUGUUUUAAAUUUUCCCCUAUUUUUUAAAACUUUCCCUGUGACAUGCUGUAGGUUGAAGGGUGAUGACAAUCGUGUAAAUGUACUAGAACUUUUUGUAUUAAAGGAAAACUUCCCAGA